AUGGGUCGUUACGACUUUCGUCCAUUGCGUGUGCAUCAAACAGCUACACAACAGUUUCAAGCGCAGAAAACCCGCCAUUUGCCUCCAUGGCACGGCGUGAUUGGUGCUGUUCCCCCUACCCAAAUCCUCGUUCGUGGCCAACCUGUACCUCAUCAACGACGAAAAAAGGGUCAAACGAAGAAAUCUAGUAAGCUGUUCCAGCCGCAGAAGAUCACGUACGAAGAGGACGAGUAUCGAGCGGACUUUUUCACAGAUCAUCCAUGGGAGCUGGCCAGACCCAGGAUGAUUCUGGAAAAUGAUGGGAAAGACUCGCAGAAGACGGACUGGAGACAGAUUCGCCGGCCGGAAAUACCGCUGAGUGGAGAAAGUGUGGUUCAACGACAGAUGUGGCUCCAGCAUGAUAAGCCCGAGAUGAGCAAGUCUGAAACGUAUGACCAAGCAAGAAAAGAAUUCUAUGAGCUACGGUUACUGGAGGAUACCGAGCGGAGAGUCGCCCGGGAGGAGGCUCUUAUGAUGGGGGCACAAUUUGGUCUGUCACCCAUGGAGGUGGGAAUGAAAUUAGAGGAUGAUGAGUAUGAGAGAUGGAAAGUCUGGGCACAGCAGCAAACAGAGUUGGACCAGCAGAGGAAUGCUGCUAUGUUUGUCGGGACUGAAACAGCAGACAUGGCAGAUGCAUCAAGGGAGGAAGGGUCCGCAGCAUUAGAAGAGGUCUCUGAUGCAAUUCCUGUGCAAGGUCAAAAUGCAGAAGGCGGAGCCAUGUUUAUACACCGAUACGAAGUCGGUGCACGGAAGCCUUUGACCACCCGUGAAUGUAUAGAGGCAUUUGAAGAUGAGUUGGAGAAGAUAAAACAAGCCGAAAGGCAACUGCUAGCGGGCAGCGGCUUUUCAGGCGAUGGUACCCGGCUUCCCAAGCUCUCCUUACCUAUGAGCAAGAGAAAUUUGGCUUCAAUACCAAGUGAAGUUAUCUCUAUGAUUCGAGACGAUGUCGCGAGAUUGAAUGUUUCUCACAACCAGCUGAACUUCAUAUUUCCUGAGUUCGCAACUUGUUCUGCUCUCAAGUAUCUGAAUUUGCGAGACAACAGAUUUCAAGAGAUUCCCCAGGCCAUUCUUAGCCUCGGCCAACUUGAGAUCCUCGAUGUAAGUCACAACCAUAUCAGGAUCAUUCCAGACGAGAUCAGCAAUCUGAAAGUCCUACGAGUCUUUUCUAUUCGCCAUAAUGCUAUUGAGGAUCUCCCUCCGAGUCUCGGUAAGAUUAAAAGCCUUCGAAUGCUGAAGGUAGAUGGGAACAACUGGAAAGAAGAAUUGGUGGGAGGGGUAGAAAAGAUCACACAAGCCUCUGGUUCCCCAAUGCCGGCAAAUUCUGCCGAAGAGGAGACAUUCAUAACGUCUUGUUUCUUGCAAUACCUUCGAGAAAAGCAGACUGAAGUGGAGCAAUUGAAUGAUGGCCCUCUUGAAACCCCUAAAGCUCUAUCACGCUUCCCCGUCAAUCCUAAUGACGCGGGGUACCUCACCAACGGAUUAGACCCAGCUUCGGGGCCUCGCUCGCCUGGUUACUCAAACCCCUCUAUUAGGUCACACAGCCGUGGCGCAUCAAGUCAACAUGUCACCCCGCAGAACGGUGCGCUGCGAAGGCCAGGUCUUGCACCGCUCACUUUGAGCAACGAGAGAAACAGGAGUAACAGCGAGAGUGUCCUGCAAGCCACAUACACCAGGACGAAGCGAAUGGGUAUGGUUCCGAAAAAGCGGACCGAGUUACAAGUACUAGAUGAAAAUCGCGCGCAACGAAACAGCUAUCAUCUACGAGGUCAAAGCCAUAGUUCAGCCUUGCGAAAUGUGUUACGACCGGGCGAUAACAGUCCAAAUAGUGAUGCAAACCGCAACAGCGGCCAGAAUGGGAUAUUUAUAAGACGACUAUCUAGUGUGCCAGAGCAGAAACAGCACAUGCAGGAACAUGAUGGUCUUAUUCAAUGUGCAAAGGGAGUGCUAUAUUCAUUACAUCUGGUGCAACCGCACCUUUCGCCAUUGGUGGCGGUUGCCAAAGAAUCAAAUUCGAAACGAACCUCUUUGGAACGGACCCAACAUCAGGCUUCAGUCCAUCUUGAGGACCUUGAUCAUUCGCUGCAUGACUUUGCAGGCGCUACGGGCAAGGGCAGAAAGGCAAAGCAAUCUGCUCGGAAAAAGGUUUGCCAGGCUAUUCACGCUUCAUUAAGCAUAUACGGUCAAAUCGCAGGCAUUCUCUUGAAGAGCAUUAAUCAGCUGAUUGUGGAUUGUGAUCCGCGGUACGUUCGUACGCUCAUGUUGCUCCUAUAUGGGAGCACAAAUGAGAAACGCAACGCCCGUCGCACACUCCCACCUAAGCAGAGUGUGACUCAAGAUACACUUAAGAGCAUUCCUCCUUCGAGACAGCCUUCAGAACCUAGAUCUGUCAACAGAGAAGACGCCCUUACGCCGACCCAAAAUCACCCCAGACCUGGAUCGCGCCUACGGAAUGGAAGUGUGACUAAACAAACGCUUAAUCAGACAAAUAUUGCAUCUGUUCUCAAUCCUCAGAGACAUCCACUACCAUCCUCGACAGCAUCAAGCCGGGCAAGCAGUCGAUCAGCUAGUCGAACUGGGCACUAUUUUCCACCGUCAUCCGCAAGUUCAAUUAUAGGUACGCCAAGGUCCGGAGAAUCCUUUGGCGGUGCUCUCCCAGUCCCUCGUUCGCGUCAAGGUAGUGUCUCCUUACAUUCGGAACGAUCACAGCAAUUGCAGCCGGAGAACGACAUGUUUGAGAAAAUCUUUCUUCACUUACAAACCGCCGUUGGACAAAGUCUGGACGCGAUCGCGUUCAUUGAGCCUCGUGUACUAGACAAUCUCAAUGCGUCGCGAAAACAGUAUUCACCCAUCAAUAUCCAAAAACUGUGGGAGCGAAUCUCGAGCUAUACUCAACUUUGUGGAGGCCUGAGCGAAAGUUUGAACGGUCGCCUUCAACAAGUCAAAGUAAACGACCCUGACGCUCGCAACGCCCCAGGCUUCUGGAGACUCACUGCACGAUUUGUACAUGCAUAUAGCGAUCUUGCAGCGUCACUUAAAGAGGCACGAAGAUUCAAUCAGAUGGACCCUGAGUUACGUCAUCGUCUUCGUCCUGUUCAUACGCAUUUGACUCUAGCUUGGAAGAUUAUCGAACGAUCUCCGUGGCAGAAAUUCACAGGGGAAAAUCUGCCGCCUUCACAGGUCCAAUCCCGAGCACCAACGCCCGUACAGACCGCAUUUCCUACCAACCAGCCCCAGGUCUAUCAUCCGCCAGUGCCAUACCCUUCAAUGGCGACUCAUCAGCACUACCAGCAUCGGCGCCCCAAUGGAUCUCAUGAGUCUGGAACAGAAUCCGUCUCGAGUCCACAAAAUGGCAGUGUGCCUGCCACGCCAUUGUCUGCCGCUCUAGGGACGGCGGCUCAGGCCACGAUACCGAAGACACCAGCCAGCUCAACCGGAAGGCUGGACAUGGCUUUUGAGGGCAACUUUUUCCAGCGGGCGGAUACCUUGCUGCUGAACGGUCAGCAGACCAUGUUGAGAAGACCUAGUGGGGCUCCAUGA
Molecule: messenger RNA, 3576 nt
Organism: Bacidia gigantensis
Lineage: Eukaryota; Fungi; Ascomycota; Lecanoromycetes; Lecanorales; Ramalinaceae
Exons: 6
Coding region: 1-3576 (1191 amino acids)
Cellular component (GO): mitochondrial small ribosomal subunit
Molecular function (GO): protein binding; structural constituent of ribosome
Source: RefSeq, a predicted model, not a curated record